Messenger RNA from Diachasma alloeum, 1431 nucleotides. RefSeq lists its product as uncharacterized. Gene Ontology annotation, molecular function: olfactory receptor activity; odorant binding. Gene Ontology annotation, biological process: detection of chemical stimulus involved in sensory perception of smell; sensory perception of smell. Gene Ontology annotation, cellular component: plasma membrane. The coding region runs from base 6 to 1292 and encodes 428 amino acids. The transcript is spliced from 7 exons. The record is from RefSeq and is a predicted model, not a curated record. NCBI's taxonomy places the organism in Eukaryota, Metazoa, Arthropoda, Insecta, Hymenoptera, Braconidae.
GAGACAUGGGUCGUACAGAAUCGAAAGUUGAGAAGAAAAAUGUCUUCCCGAUAGAUAAGAGUUACUUAUACUUCACUCUCAAUGUUUUGAGUUGUCUCGGUAUAUGGAAUCCAUCCAUGGAGAAAGGCCGCAAGUACUGGCUCUAUCAAGCCUACACAAUCUACUACGUCGUUGUGAUAAUGAUAUUGAGAAUAAUAACCGUAUUAGUGCGAGCACUCCAUACGACAAAUUCAACAGAAUUCUCUCAAGAGUUCUCACUGUUAGUUGUGUUAAUCUGUGAUGCCGCUAAAGGUUUGACUUUCGUAUUCCAUCGGUCCGAUGUGUUGGAGAUUCUUGGUAUAUUCAAUUGGGAGAGACACAUUUUAGGAACGGAACAAGUUAGAUACUAUAGGAAUAGAGUACUAACAAUAGCGAUGAUGGCGUCAAAGAUAUUCACCAUUGCUGUUGCAAUUAUCCUUACCCAAUACUUCAUAUUUUACUUCUACGUGAUUUGGAAAUACUCGGAUUAUGAAAUCGCCAACUUGCCAAUAGGUUCACCACCCUUGAAAUAUUGUUUCGUACUGACAAAUUACUGGGUGGCCAUAAGCAUUGAUUUUGUAAUAUUCACAUCACUGGGAUUGAAUGCAGUUUGUCAUGAUGCUUUCAUCAUGGGGGUGUUGAUAAAUCUGAUGGGACAGCUGAAGAUACUCAAUUUUCGGGUGGAGAAGAGCUCCAUGACGAAUUUGAUCAAGAGUUCUGAUGAAGAAAUUGAGGAAAAUUCCAAGGUCACACAGUUUGAGUGCGCUGAGAGGGAGUCCAGUGAUGAAUUUGUAACGCUUGAUCCUAAUGAAGAGCUCAUCAACUGCAUCAGACAUCAUCAACAAAUUUUAAGGAUAUUAGAGAUAUUCAAACAUAUUUACAACAAAGUACUUCUACCUCAACUAUCGAUAAGCUUAUUAUUGAUCAUUGUUUGUGGAUUACAAAUGAUUCUAAUCAAAGAAGGAGGGAGCCUCGAUGGUACACUGGUGGCCUUGGGAUUCAUGCUCUCAGCUGUCCUUCAACUUUUUGCUUUCUGCUGGGGUGGCAACAUCAUUCUCGUUGAGAGUGACAAAACAAGCUUUGCCAUUUACUCAUCUCAGUGGUACGAUCGAGACAUUGUAUAUCGAAGUAAUGUUAAAAUAUUUCUCAGUCUCGUGAGAAACCCUCUGGUCGUCAGCGCUGGUGGACUUUUCGACUUAUCAGCUGUGACUUUCAAAAAUAUUCUAGCGAAAGCUUACUCAGGAGUUGCAGUGCUACAGAAUAUGGAGGAUUAAUGACAUUGGAUUAGCAUGGUGAUAGUUAAAUUGUAGAUGAGUUGACUCUCCACCAUACAGACCUGAUGAAUUAAUUAUGAAGAACUUGAGUUGAUGAAUUGAAGUAUUCAGAUUUUAAUCCUUCAAGUUGUAUAUUGUA